Bombyx mori (domestic silkworm) is the source of this 602-nucleotide messenger RNA. It is a transcript of the gene GOBP1, whose product is annotated as general odorant binding protein 1. The record is from RefSeq and is marked provisional. NCBI's taxonomy places the organism in Eukaryota, Metazoa, Arthropoda, Insecta, Lepidoptera, Bombycidae. Gene Ontology annotation, molecular function: odorant binding.
UGAAGAUGUGGAAACUAGUUGUCGUUUUGACUGUUAACUUACUCCAGGGAGCGCUGACAGAUGUCUACGUCAUGAAAGACGUCACUCUGGGGUUUGGGCAGGCGCUUGAGCAGUGCAGAGAGGAGAGUCAACUUACCGAAGAGAAGAUGGAGGAGUUCUUCCACUUCUGGAAUGAUGACUUCAAGUUCGAACACAGAGAGCUGGGCUGUGCGAUCCAGUGCAUGAGCAGACAUUUCAACCUCCUCACGGAUUCCAGCAGGAUGCACCACGAGAACACCGACAAAUUCAUCAAGUCCUUUCCGAACGGCGAAAUCCUAUCACAGAAGAUGAUAGAUAUGAUACACACGUGCGAAAAAAAGUUUGACUCAGAGCCUGACCACUGCUGGCGUAUUCUAAGAGUGGCUGAAUGUUUCAAGGACGCGUGUAAUAAGUCCGGAUUAGCGCCUUCAAUGGAACUGAUAUUGGCGGAGUUCAUAAUGGAAUCGGAAGCGGACAAAUGAAUCAACUGGACAACCUGCUUCCGCUACAAUAAUUUGACUGCACACUGUUUUCUUGAAAGGUUUGGUUUGUAUUGAGAAAAUAUAAUUUGUUAUUUAUGAAAA